UUAAAGUACGACCCGACAGAUCUCGAGGGCGAUUUCACAUCAUACAACGUCCUUCCAUUUCUACAACACCGCCUCAACCAGCAUUUGCUCACGAAUAUGCCUACAGGUAGGACACCAAGUCACAAUUUAAGGCCAACGGAUGAUCAGCGUAAAUUAUUAGCCAUCCUCCAGUCACAGCACAGUGCUAUUUUGAACGGAGGCGUGAGUACAGGAAAGUCCCUAGCCUCCGCUAUCUACGCCUUGAACCUUACUUUUUCAAGGGUGCCCAAGUACGGGAUAAUCAGGAAGCGUUCAAGUGUGGAUAGCAUCAUUUUAGUACCGACAGAUGAGAUGGUGGCGAAAUAUCAAAUGUAUUUUGAGAUGUUGACCACGGAUAUUCCUGCGUUGUGUUGUCCUGAUGAGCUUAAACUUCAAAAAGGCGGCACAGGCUACACUUUAACGAGAAGGCCAUUGGUCAUCGAGUACUUGUUUUCUGAAAAACCAACCGAAACAUAUUCCACGGAUCUGCAAUCCUCAGUGCCACAAAUUCUUGUCACCACUUUAUCGGGCUUGGAGAAAGUUGUCCGCAGUGAAGGACCCCAACAAACAAAGCAGAAGCACUUGUUAGACUUACAGCUACUUGCUGUGGAUGACAUGAGUUUGUUCCUCAAAUCAACACAUAUAGGCCAGGAUUGCCUUAUCCAAAAGUCUGGGAAGAAAUCGAAGUAUGUCAACAGUGUUCAGAGCCUUAUCAAAGAAAUACAAAACUUGCAUCUAUCAGAGUACUACAAGGACUUGGAUAGACGAUUAGAUAUUACAAAGAAGAAAUUUGAAGAAGAGAAGGGGUUAAACAACCUUGGCCCCUCUGAACUUGAGAAAAGACUUACCAAGCACAGGCGUAAGUUCCUUUAUAAACCAAUUCAGUAUUGCUUUAUUAGUAAAUCUGAGGAGUCCUAUAAGCAUUUACUUCAAACCAAGCUGAAUCUUGAUAAUACGAGGAGUAUCAAUAUGGCAAUACAAAAACACAACCAGGUUCAGCCUCAAGGAUUUGAUACCACAAAGAUACACGAUCUAUACACAAAAUUUCUUAUUGAAAAAAGUGAUCAACUUACUCAACGAGAUGAAGAUCCACUUACUAGGUUUGUUGAGAAACUUAUCAGAUUUAAUGAUACCCAAAGAGUACUAAAAGAGAGGGAAAGGAAACUAAUUUCUGCAUCAAGUAGUAUUUCCUUAGAUUCUCAACUGUCAACUACCGACUCAUCUAAUUUCUCUUCAAAACCCUCUUCUAAUGAAGUUCUGAUGAUUAAUGCCUAUUUCCCAAUAGGUCUUACAGGUGAGAAGUUAGAAUUAGUAUUGAAAGAUUUAAAUGUAUCAGAAAACUUUCCUUCUGACUCUGAGAUAGUCAAUCUUAUGAAUCAUCAUGUGGAACUAUCAAGACACAACGUGAAGAACCUUGAAAAGUCAUUCUUAAAAUUCAAAACGGAUUUGGAAAAGGAUAUGGUUGAUAGGUCAAGUAUCCGAAAAUACAUCCCACCUUUAAUUAAAAAGUUCAAAGAGUUGAAUCCAACCAACGACUCAAAAUUUUUAGUCGUUGUACCUAACUAUGUUAACAUCAGAAAGAUUAUCAAAAAAUUGUCUGGCACUUGCAAAGGUGAGAAAUUCAGGGCACUUUCCGACACAAAGGUUAAUCAAGGUAUAGCUACCCAAGGUGAAACCGACCAAACUGAAACUUCUCAUACUGAAAUAGCUGCUGGAAGCUCUCAACAUCUCAUCUUGAAUGCUUCUCAGUCCAUUGGUAUUGACUUUUCGGGCUAUUCUAAUGUGAUUAUUUUUGGCCUUGACUCCUUAAUUCCUCAGUUGGCUUUUGUUUCCAAGCCAUCAUUGUCCUCUUCGGCAAAUAAGGUAUCUGGUAUCGUGGAUCCAUUUGAUGAUUUGAGCGUCUAUUAUUUGGCGAAGUUACUUGCAACACCAACCAAGCAGGAAAAGAAUAUCCUCUUUGUUUUCGACUCGUACAGUAAAAGGUCAUCUAAGCAAGAUAAAAUAAAAAGCGAACAGAGCCUUAAACGUUUCAGUGAAAUCAUAAUGUAUAAUCAAUUGGUGAAGAAAGUCAACACCAAAAGCUUAUUCGAGGAAGAUAUUCCGCUAGUUUACGGAAUUGAUGACAGUUUUGUCAGUUCAGUACAAUCU
Messenger RNA from Suhomyces tanzawaensis NRRL Y-17324, 2166 nucleotides. RefSeq lists its product as uncharacterized. Lineage: Eukaryota; Fungi; Ascomycota; Pichiomycetes; Serinales; Debaryomycetaceae. The transcript has a single exon. Gene Ontology annotation, molecular function: nucleic acid binding; ATP binding. The record is from RefSeq and is a predicted model, not a curated record. The annotation marks the transcript as partial.